Molecule: messenger RNA, 804 nt
Organism: Serinus canaria (Common canary)
Lineage: Eukaryota; Metazoa; Chordata; Aves; Passeriformes; Fringillidae
Product: serine peptidase inhibitor Kazal type 9
Exons: 4
Coding region: 120-374 (84 amino acids)
Molecular function (GO): serine-type endopeptidase inhibitor activity; protein binding
Source: RefSeq, a predicted model, not a curated record
CCCCAAUCACCUGCAGGGCAUUUCAUCACCAGCCCUGGCUAUAAAUGGAGCCACGGGGCCAUGGCCACACUGUCACCUCCUGUCACACCGCAGGCAGCUGAGCUGGCUUGGGGACAGCCAUGAAGGUCACCCUGGUGCUCCUGGCAGUGGCAGCUCUGUGCCUGGCAUUUUCCACUGCAGAUGCUGCCACAGAGAAUGAGGUGGACUGCAGUGAGUACAAGAAGCUGGAGAGAGGGAGGCCCAUUUACUGUGAGAGGCUCUACCAACCCUUCUGUGGCUCUGAUGGCAAAACCUACAACAACAAAUGCUCCUUCUGCAAGGCUGUGCUGAAGAGCGGAGGGACCCUGCGUGUGAAGCAGGCAGGAGCGUGCUGAGGACAGCUCCACUCUGCCCCUCCUGCCUUUCCUCCUCCUGCCAUGCCAAGCCCAGCCUGGGGAGAAGUGCCAGCCCUGCUGUCCCUGCUCCAGAGCUGGGACUGACACUCCUGCCUCGCAGCACAGCUGCUCCUGUGCCUUCACAGCAGCCCUUCCUUGGAUCUUUGUCUCCAUGGCUGAAGUUCAGAUCCUCUGACAAUGCCCCAAGUCUCCCCAGCUCAUUUAUCAAAUGUUUUCUUUCCUUUACCCAGAAACUUCAGCAGGUAUUUUUUCCCAAAGGUUUUCAGCUUUCCCAGGCACUGCUCUGACUCUCCCAGUUUUGUAGCUGAAUUUCAAGUGCUUGUUUUUCAUCCCUCUCUGUACAAUUCUGGUUCCUGUAUGUUGUUCAGCUACUCAGUGUACUUGUUUAUUAAAAUAAAACUUCACUCUA